Molecule: messenger RNA, 4211 nt
Organism: Oncorhynchus kisutch (coho salmon)
Lineage: Eukaryota; Metazoa; Chordata; Actinopteri; Salmoniformes; Salmonidae
Product: PAN2-PAN3 deadenylation complex subunit pan3
Exons: 18
Coding region: 592-3075 (827 amino acids)
Biological process (GO): mRNA processing; nuclear-transcribed mRNA poly(A) tail shortening
Cellular component (GO): PAN complex; P-body
Molecular function (GO): metal ion binding; poly(A) binding
Source: RefSeq, a predicted model, not a curated record
CCACAGACCAAAAGCUACGAACUGAGUCUGUCCCUCAAAGCCGCUCCAAACGCAGCUGACUUUUGCAGUAACCUUAAAAUCUUGGAAGCUUCCCAUAAUGCAUUACAAACUAGGGUCUAUUCAUUUCGGAAACCGUUUAAGAACCAAACAGAUGCAAACAGAGCAAAAUUAGAGUUUAUAUUGGAUACAUUCAGGUAGGUCGCUCCCCGUUUCGUUUGCUUCCAUUUUAAGAAACGUUUUGCAACUGAUUCGGCUAAAUGAAUAAGCCACUUUUUUUAAGCGGAGUAACUAGCCAGAGAGCAGAAAACAACAACAGCAGCAGCGUGAACGAGGCUAAACAACGGGCUAGCUAGCUAGCUACAUGAAUAGCGACAACAGCGACCAGGAUUUGUCAAACGCAAUGCCCUUAGUUAUCUUAAUUAUUUGUCUUCUAGUCGGAUAAUGUGAGUAAUCUCAUUUUAAGCUUGGACCAAACAUAUUUGCUGUUGCAUAUCGAUUUGCAUUGACAUUACGAACCUUACUCGAGAGCAAGCUACCUAGCAAUCGACGUCUCUCUAUGUUUGAAUAUCUUCCGGCGGCAGCAGCGGUGUCAUGAACAGUGGACUCCCAGCUUCAGCUGCUCCACUCGGGGGUGUCGGAAUACCCUGCGUCAAGGUGAAGUUCUGCCGAUACUACGCAAAGGAUAAGACUUGCUUUUAUGGGGACGAGUGUCAGUUUUUGCAUGAGGAGCCGUCUAUGGCAAGCAUGUCCCUUCACAGUGGAGCAAGUCCUGUCCCUUUAUCCAUGUCUGGAGGAGCCGUGACGUAUCCGCUUAGUGCACCCCCGGCCUGCCCGGUUGGGGUACCGAACGUCCCCAAAAAGGGCGACUCUCUGGGGCCUGCAGGCACCGUUCUGGAGGGACAGAUGUUAACCAUCCCUGGGAUGGAGGGUGGGACCCUGAGCGACGCCAAUCUGACCAACUCCUACUUCAGCAGCAGCUUCAUUGGGGUCAACGGCUUCGGGAGCCCGGCAGAGUCUAAAUACUCUAUCAUGCAGAGAAUCACCAACAGCAGCAGUUCUCCCAGUCUCCUUGACGACGGUGCCAAGAACUUCAGCCACAGCGCUCACGAUCUAUUCCAUGGAACCCUGGCAGCUGGACCAGGUCAGAGUUGUGGGUCGAUGGAAAACUCUCCGUGGACAACACAGUCUUCAUUCCCUCUCCCUCUAUGUCCUCUUCCAGAUCCAGGGAAUUCCCCCAUGUCUUCACUCUUCAGUGACUUUGGUGCUCUGAGCAUAUCACAAAGGAGAAAGGGUCCUAACCCUACAGCCAAUGAGUUCAUCCCUAAGGGGGUUCCCCGCAUGGCCACUAUGGUCCAGUCCAGUGGUCCGGCCUUCCCAUCACCCCUCUUCCCCCACCUCGGCCUCAGCAGCUCCACCGCCCUCGCACCUGGGAUGUCUCUCUCUGCGGGGUCCACCCCUCUCCACUCCCCUAAAAUCACCCCCCAAACCUCACCUGCCCCUCGCCGGCGUAGCCACACCCCCAACCCCAAUAACCCCAACCCAGCCAACUACAUGGUGUCCACCAGUGUGUCUGACCAGGGGGCCCACAUCAUCCAGAAGGAGACGGUGGGGGGGACCACCUAUUUCUACACGGAUAACACCCCCGCUCCCAUGGCCGGGAUGGUGUUUCCUACCUACCACAUCUACCCCCCCACUGCUCCCCACGUGGCCUACAUGCAGCCCAAAGCCAACGCCCCAUCCUUCUUCAUGGCUGAUGAGCUCCGACAGGAGCUGAUUAACAGACAUCUGAUUACCAUGGCUCAGCUUGACCAGUCAGAGAACACAGGUGUUCCAUCUGAGGUGGAUAGCUACCACAGCCUGUUUCCCCUGGAGCCUGUCCCUCCUCCCAACCGCCUGCAGAAGACCAGCAACUUCAGCUAUAUCACUUCCUGCUACAAGGCUGUCAACAGCAAGGACGACCUACCGUACUGCCUGAGGAGGAUACAUGGUUUCAGGCUGGUGAACACCAAGUGUAUGAUGCUGGUGGACAUGUGGAAGAAGAUCCAGCACUCCAACGCUGUUACCCUGAGGGAGGUCUUCACCACCAAGGCCUUUGGAGAUCACUCGUUGGUGUUCUCCUAUGACUUCCAUGCGGGGGCAGAGACCAUGUUCAGCCGGCAUUUCAACGACCCCGCGGCCGACUCCUACUUCACCAAGAGGAAGUGGGGACAGCACGAGCCCACUCCACCGCGGCAGCACGCAGGUCUGCUCCCCGAGUCUCUGAUCUGGGCCUACAUCGUCCAGCUGAGCUCAGCCCUCAGAACUAUCCACACUGCUGGUCUGGCCUGUAGGGUCAUGGACCCCAGCAAGAUCCUCAUCACCGGCAAGACCAGGUUACGAGUGAACUGUGUAGGGGUGUUUGAUGUCUUAACGUUUGACAACAGUCAGACCAACCAUGUGACCCUCAUGCCACAGUACCAGCAAGCGGACCUGAUAUCCCUGGGCAAGGUGGUGUUGGCCCUGGCCUGUAACUCUCUGGCUGGCAUUCAGAGAGAGAACCUGCAGAAGGCCAUGGAGUUGGUGUCUAUCAACUACUCAUCAGACCUCAAGAACCUCAUCCUGUAUCUGUUGACAGAGCAGUCUAGGCUGCGCAGCGUUAAUGACAUCAUGCCCAUGAUUGGAGCUCGCUUCUACACACAGCUGGAUGCAUCACAGAUGAGAAAUGAUGUCAUCGAGGAGGACCUGGCGAAGGAGGUCCAGAAUGGUCGUCUCUUCCGUCUGUUGGCCAAACUGGGCACCAUCAACGAGAGACCAGAGUUUCAGAAGGACCAUACGUGGUCUGAGACGGGGGACCGGUACCUGCUGAAGCUGUUCAGAGACCACCUGUUCCACCAGGUGACCGAGGCUGGAACCCCCUGGAUAGACCUCAGCCACAUUGUUUCCUGCCUCAACAAACUGGACGCGGGCGUGCCUGAGAAGAUCAGCUUAGUGUCUCGGGAUGAGAAGAGUGUUCUGGUGGUGACCUACUCGGACCUGAAGCGCUGCUUCGACAAUACCUUUCAGGAGCUGCAGCAGGCCGCUGUCGGACCGCUGUAGCGCCCCCCCCACAGGCAGCGGGGUGGGGCUGCCUGAACCGUACAGCACAUUAUUGCACUACAGCGGAGGACCAGGCGCAUAGUGAUGACAUCUUCAGCGUGGCGAGAGAGGCAGAGGGGGUGGGACUUGCUGGACCUCAGUCACAUACACUGUCUUGGCAACCAGGAAGGCUUUUCUAAAGCUGUUUUCUUUAUUUUUCCUAAAAUCCCGCAGCUGCGAUGACAAGUAAUGGACAAAAACGGAAGCUGUAACGAUUACGAACGCUUAAUUUUUUUUAGACUUGGGGAACAAAACGGAUACUAAAAAAUAAAACCACCACGUGGGAUUUAACUUUUUCCUGCUUUUAUUUUUUAUUUUUUUCUAGAUAUUUUUUUCUCCCUCUGUGGAGGAUGGACUAAGAUGUUUGACUUUUUUUAAUGAAUGUGAGUGGCCUACAGGCUGAACCUACCGAGAGUGGUGAACAGACACACACACACACACACUGAGAACCUAAUAUAAAAUCAGGCUUUAUUUUUACUGUGUGUCUUCCUGCUGGAGACCACACCCCUUCAUACCAACGCACUAAGAGACGGGACAGACCACUGGACGCUUUCAAAGGGGGUGGUCAGGGAACCUAUUUCUGAAAUGGACCUCCUUGCUUGUCGGUUCCCACUCAAAAGGACAAACCACUGAGUUUUUGGGUAGAGUGCUGGGUUGGGGACUCAGACAGACCAUUGGUCAAUUCAAUGCCUUGAUGUGGAGGUCAAGGGUCAUGCAACAUUGAGGUCAUGUGUUAGGGGGGCUAUUGCGUUAAACUGUGGUUUCUGUUGGCACUGAGGUAGGGUUUUGUCUAGAAGGGAUACAUUUUUUUGGCAAAAUUGACUUUUUGUAGCAGGUUUAGGAUAACUUACACCGCAGUUUAGGAAAAGGGUCAGGGUUAGUUAAAAUGCACCAAAAAUCAACUUUUUCCAUCAAUUUUACAAAAGCUGUAUCCUAUCUAGACAUGAUCCUUAGGAAGGGGUAUCUUCUCCCUGUUAUAUAGCGCAGGGUCAUAAAAGCAGCAGGCUCCUUAAUUGCUUCAUGAUGGACACUAUUGUGGAAAAUGUUGUGACACCAAUGAUGAACUCCGUGAGAUGGAAUAUUUAGGUCUGGCUCAU